Messenger RNA from Humulus lupulus (European hop), 1757 nucleotides. Its product is annotated as probable choline kinase 2. Bases 458 to 1507 code for a protein of 349 amino acids. Gene Ontology annotation, biological process: phosphatidylethanolamine biosynthetic process; phosphatidylcholine biosynthetic process. Lineage: Eukaryota; Viridiplantae; Streptophyta; Magnoliopsida; Rosales; Cannabaceae. The record is from RefSeq and is a predicted model, not a curated record. Gene Ontology annotation, molecular function: choline kinase activity; ethanolamine kinase activity. The transcript has 8 exons. Gene Ontology annotation, cellular component: cytoplasm.
AUCUGCAGAUCUUCGCUCUUAAGAUUCCAACCACGACUUCGUUGGGUUUCACUGCUUAACCAAAAAAAUCCCUUUUCCAUACAAGCUUACUGGGUUUUGCUUUUUCCGCUGAACAAAGAAAAUCGAGAAAAGCUUAUUCCUGGAAGGAGUAUAUAUUUAGCAUAUAUAGAUACAUCGUAGAAGAGCAUAUCCCAAGUCAUAUAAUACAUAUUAAAUUCAUUGUUUGAUUUUCUGUUUCUUUGUAUAUUUUAAGGCCACGAGACUAUUUUAUUGCAUAAAGCUCUUUAAAUUCAAAGACUUUUGAUAAUCAUCUGACUUGUUAUAUACAUUUGUGUGGAGUUGUGUGUUCCCUCUCACCACCUGCAACUUUUCAUUCUGACAAAUUGGCUUUUUCUGCGUCGUUUGGUGAAUCUGAAGAGAAAAUCUGAUUGAGAAGAAAUUCUUGUUUGAUAACGAUAUGGCUAUAAAGGCAAAUGGGUUUGUGAAAGGGUGUCUAUCUGAGGAAUUGAAGAAGCUAAUUCGAUCUGUGGCUGCUUCCCACUAUGGUGAUGUUCUUGAUGAUACGGAUUUAUUGCAGAUCCUUCCCUUGAAGGGGGCUAUGACUAAUGAGGUUUUUCAAAUAACUUGGCCAACAACACAUGUAGAUUGUUCUAGGAAAGUAUUGGUCCGAGUUUAUGGUGAAGGAGUUGAUGUUUUCUUCGAUAGGGAAGAUGAAAUUCGCACCUUUGAGUACAUUUCCAAACAUGGUCAGGGACCUCGUCUUCUGGGGAGGUUCGCAGAUGGAAGGAUAGAGGAGUUUAUUCAUGCCAGAACACUUUCAGCUGCUGACCUCCGUGACCCUGAAAUAUCUGCUCUUAUAGCGGCUAAAUUGAGAGAGUUCCACAGUAUAGAGAUGCCAAAUUCAAAGAAUGUGCGCCUGUGGAACACAUUGAGGAAAUGGCUUCCUACAGCAAAGAGUUUGUGUACCGAAGAAGACACCAAAGAAUUCUGCUUAAAUACUCUGGAGGAGGAAAUCAAUAUGCUCGAGAAAGAAUUGUAUGAUGAUUCUCAACAAAUUGGGUUUUGCCACAAUGACUUGCAGUAUGGCAACAUAAUGAUGGAUGAGGAAACAAGAUUAAUCACCAUCAUUGAUUACGAGUACUCCAGUUACAAUCCCAUUGCUUAUGACAUUGCAAAUCAUUUCUGUGAAAUGGUAGCAAAUUACCAUUCAGAGACACCUCAUGUUUUGGAUUAUAGCAAGUAUCCAGAUCUGGAGGAGCGCCAAAGAUUUGUCAGGAUAUAUCUGAGCUCUGCAGGCUAUGAACCUAGUGACACUGAAGUUGAGCAACUACUCAAUGAUGUGGAGAAAUACACUUUAGCAAACCAUAUCUUUUGGUGUUUGUGGGGAAUCAUUUCAAAUUAUGUGAAUGUUAUUGACUUCGACUACAUGGAGUAUGCAAGACAGAGGCUUCGACAGUACCAGUUGAGAAAGCAAGAAUUGUUGGGCUCUCCAGGCGUUUCUCCUUGAUGAAUACUCAAAGAGGGGAGCUUCAUAGCAGCCAUUUUAAGGGGGCUGAUAUAUUAUAGUGUGACAGCAAUCAUAGCAUAGUAUGAUGAGGCUUGUAAAUAAACCCACUUCUCUUUCUGGGCAAUGACUGUAAAUUUGUUAAGGUUUCGGCAAUGUUUUAUGAUAUCAAAUGUCAUUUUGUUUUGACAUAAUAAGCCUGUAAGGGAUAUAUAUAUAUAUAUAUUUAAAUAUAUAUUGACAUAUCCGUUUU